AUGGCUGGCGACCCGGAACCAGUCCUGCGCCUCGCGGCGCGCCAGACCCUGCCCGCCCGCGUCUCACAGGCAAGGACAACAACAACAACACCAAUCCGUCCCCUGUCCGUCAGCCUCACAGCCACAAGAGCCCUCCACGCAUCCCCAAUUACCCAGUCCAAGCCCAGGAAUCCCGACCCACGACAUAACCCAGCGCAUGACAUCAAGCCCGGCGCAGACGAGCUCAUCGGGCGGAAACGCUUCGCGGAUUUCGAUGUGGCCGGGAAGGUGUUUGUCGUGACGGGCGGCGCGCAGGGGUUAGGGCUGGCGAUGGCGGAGGCGCUGGUCGAGGCCGGAGGGAAAGUCUACGCCCUCGACCGCUCACCCGAGCCAGCCGAGGAGGAGUGGUCCGAGGCCCAAUCGCGCGUGUCCCCGGACUGGGGCGGGUCGCUGCACUACCGGCAGCAGGACGUGACCGACACGCGGCACCUGAACGACCUGAUGGCGGCCAUCGCGGAGGAGAACGGCGGGCGGCUGGACGGCUGCGUGGCGGCGGCGGGCGUGCAGAACGUGAAACCCGCGCUGGAGUACACGCCGCAGGACGUCGCCCAGAUGCUCGAGAUCAACUACACGGGCGUGUUCGCCACGGCGCAGGCGGCCGCGCGCCAGAUGUUCCGCUACAAGACGCGGGGCAGCAUCUGCCUGAUCGCCAGCAUGUCCGGCCUGGUGGCCAACAAGGGCCUGCUGUGCGCGGCGUACAACUCGUCCAAGGCCGGGGUGAUCCAGCUGGCGAGGAACCUGGCGAUGGAGUGGAGUCCCGUGCGGGAGGACGGGGCCGGCGGGAUCAGGGUGAACUGUAUCAGCCCAGGGCACAUUCUGACGCCGAUGGUGCUGAAGAACUUUGAGGAGGUGCCCGGCUUGCGGGAGACGUGGGAGGGCGAGAACAUGAUGGGCCGGCUGGCCGAGACGCAUGAGUUUAAGGGCGCUGUGCUGUUCCUGCUGAGCAAGGCGAGCAGUUUCAUGACGGGGAGUAAUUUGGUGAUUGAUGGUGGGCAUACUGCGUGGUAG
This is a messenger RNA of Chaetomium strumarium, 1047 nucleotides long. RefSeq lists its product as uncharacterized. NCBI's taxonomy places the organism in Eukaryota, Fungi, Ascomycota, Sordariomycetes, Sordariales, Chaetomiaceae. Gene Ontology annotation, molecular function: oxidoreductase activity, acting on NAD(P)H, oxygen as acceptor. Gene Ontology annotation, cellular component: intracellular anatomical structure. The record is from RefSeq and is a predicted model, not a curated record. The transcript has 3 exons. The coding region runs from base 1 to 1047 and encodes 348 amino acids.